This is a messenger RNA of Camellia sinensis, 2925 nucleotides long. The record is from RefSeq and is a predicted model, not a curated record. Lineage: Eukaryota; Viridiplantae; Streptophyta; Magnoliopsida; Ericales; Theaceae.
CUCUCUGUCAUCUUGACAGCUUGACAGAUUCACUCUCCUCAUUUUUUUUCUCCAAAAAAAUAUAACAACAAAUAAAAAUACACUUUUUCACACACAAUCUUUCUUGUCUUUUCUAUUCAUUUGUUUUAUGCACACAGAUCUGUAUCUGAUUUGAGUUCAACCCCCCCUCUCUCUCUCUCUCUCUCUGACCAUUUGUUGCUGAUUGGUUGACAACUGUGCAAUCCCUGGAUCAAUUGGGUAUAAUUGGGAAAUACUCGGCAUUGGCAUUAUUUUAAUGUUAUAAAGGGUUGAUCAGAGGGAAGAAAACAAAAAAGUGGCUUAGUAGUUGAAGAAUCAAAGAUUGGAUUGUAGUAAAAUUUGGAUAGAAGGUUUCGGAUUAUUGGAGAAGGAUGAGUGGAGCUGUGCUAGUAGCUAUUGCUGCUGCCAUUGGCAACUUUUUGCAAGGAUGGGACAAUGCUACAAUUGCAGGGUCCGUUCUUUACAUCAAGAAAGAAUUCAAUUUGCAGAGUGAACCAACAAUUGAAGGCCUAAUUGUGGCAAUGUCAUUAAUUGGAGCAACAGUGAUCACAACAUUCUCUGGACCCGUAUCAGACUCUGUUGGUCGUCGUCCCAUGCUGAUAAUCUCAUCAGUUCUUUAUUUCCUCAGCGGCCUAGUAAUGAUUUGGUCUCCCAAUGUCUAUGUUCUGCUAAUAGCAAGACUGUUGGAUGGGUUCGGAAUUGGCCUAGCUGUUACUCUCGUUCCUGUCUAUAUAUCCGAGACAGCCCCACCAGAAAUAAGAGGACUGUUAAAUACUCUCCCACAGUUCACCGGUUCUGCUGGAAUGUUUAUGUCAUACUGUAUGGUCUUUGGAAUGUCACUGAUGGAUGCACCAAGCUGGAGGUUGAUGCUCGGGGUUCUUUCUAUUCCUUCUGUUGUUUAUUUCGUUUUGACAGUUAUGUUCCUGCCUGAAUCUCCGAGGUGGUUAGUGAGUAAAGGCCGGAUGGUAGAGGCUAAACAGGUUCUACAGAGACUACGUAGCCGGGAAGAUGUCUCAGGCGAAAUGGCUUUGCUGGUCGAAGGACUUGGUGCUGCAGGCGAAACAUCUAUAGAAGAGUACAUAAUUGGGCCGGCCAACGAGCUUGGUGACAACCCGGAACAUGUUCAAGAGAAAGAUCAAAUCAGGUUAUACGGCGCUGAAGAAGGAGUCUCAUGGAUUGCAAAACCUGUCACCGGUCAAAGCACACUUGGUCUUGUUUCCCGCUAUGGAAGCAUGGCAAACCAGAGCAUGUCUCUCAUCGAUCCAAUGGUCACUCUCUUUGGAAGUGUUCAUGAGAAGCUUCCAGAUAUGGGAGGAAGCAUGCGAAGCAUGCUUUUCCCCAACUUUGGAAGCAUGUUCAACGUGAAUGAUCAAGGCAAAACUGAACACGUGGACGUGGAGAAUGCUGAUCACCAGGCGUCCGAUGCUUCUGGGGCUGAAUCAGAUGACAAUUUACGUAGCCCCUUGUUGUCACGCCACGGUUCAAACGUGGAUAAGGAAAUGGGAGAAACAGUCAGUGGAAUGGGGAUUGGAGGUGGUUGGCAGCUGGCUUAUAAGUGGUCCGAGGAGAAAGGGCAAGAUGGUAAAAAGGCAGGAGGGCUAAAAAGGAUCUAUUUGCACCAGGAGACAACACCUGGAUCAAGGCAGGGGUCGAUUUUGUCGCUUGUGGGCGGUGAUGCUCCCGUUGAAGGGGAAUUUAUUCAUGCUUCCGCUCUGGUGAGCCAAUCUGCUCUUCGGUCCAAGGAUGCGAUUGGUCAGUUCCCGGAUAUGGUUCAACCAUCGGAAAGUGCUGCUAGAGGGCCGAGUUGGGCCGAUCUUUUUGAACCGGGGGUCAAGCAUGCAUUGAUUGUUGGUGUGGGAAUUCAAAUACUUCAGCAGUUUUCUGGCAUAAAUGGGGUUAUGUACUACACUCCUCAAAUUCUUGAACAAGCGGGCGUUGGAGUUCUUCUAUCGAAUUUGGGGAUUCGUGCAGACUCUGCAUCUCUGCUUAUAAGUGGUGUCACAACUUUAUUGAUGCUUCCAAGCAUUGGCCUUGCCAUGAGACUUAUGGAUCUUGCGGGCAGAAGGUGGCUUUUGCUCUCUACUCUACCGGUCUUAUUAGUAUCACUUCUCAUACUAGUCCUUGGCAACAUUAUUGACAUGGGUUCAGUCGUCCAUGCCAUAAUCUCAACCAUUUGUGUCGUGGUCUACUUUUGCACCUUUGUCAUGGGCUUUGGUCCAAUCCCAAACAUCCUCUGCUCCGAAAUCUUUCCCACACGUGUCCGUGGCCUCUGCAUUGCUAUAUGUGCACUAACAUUUUGGUUUGGUGACAUUGUGGUCACCUACACGCUCCCCAUGAUGCUCACCUCCAUUGGCCUUGGCGGUGUCUUUGGAAUCUAUGCCAUUGUUUGCACUGUUGCCUGGGUCUUUGUUUACCUAAAAGUCCCCGAAACAAAGGGAAUGCCUCUUGAAGUCAUCACUGAGUUCUUUGCUGUUGGCGCAAAAGUUGAUUCUGGAAAUGACUGAGUGAAUUGAGAGUUUUCGUUGGUUUGAUUGUUUUGCAAUAUGAAGAGCAAAAUAUGCUGAUAAAUACUGUGAUGAUAGGAUUGAAAAGGUUGUUUAGAGUUGAAAUACACUGGUGGUGAUGGUGAUUAUUGGGGAAAAAAUUAGAGUAAUUUUUAUCACAAGGAUAGGGGAUUGUUUGGCGGGGGAAUGCAUUUUUUUUUCUUUUCUAUUUUAGGCGUUUUGUUUGUGGUUGUUUCUUUUCCUUUUUCUGGUUUUCACAAAGAUUUUGAUGGAGGAGUUUAAUUUCUCUCUGGAAUUCUUGUGGAUGUUUGAGUUUGUUAUUAUAAGUAUGGAUGAUACCAUUUAGAAAAAAAAAGGCCAUUUUUUUUGUAUAUCAAACUUGUCCACUUUAAUUUAAUUAAGU